AUGUCGCCCCCUACUUCACCCCACACCGGCCUACCCCCCACCUUCGUGCCCGGCUUCCACGACGAGACGGCGGUGUGUGCCGUGCACUACAACCCACUGGGCGAGACCGGCCUCUACGUGUCUCACCUCGGCUGUGGCGGCGGCGGCGUCCUCAGCAGCCUAUAUGGAUAUGUCCUACCUGACACUCUGACCGCCAUUGUUCAUUAUAAGAAUAAAUCAGAUGAGUGUAUUUUCCUCUGCUACGACGGCACACUGGAGCGUAAAUGCACUCUUCAGCAGCGCGGAAACAGCCUGAGCAUCACAGAGGAGAAGUGCAUCGCCACCAUCAGAGAGGCCAUCCGCCAGGGGGUCAACUACAUCGACACGGCCCCUUGGUACGGACAGGGCCGCUCCGAAGACAUCCUGGGUAAGUUAAGCCACCAGACAACAGUCCAGGCCCUGAAGGAAGUCCCCCGCCAGGCAUACUACAUAGGGACCAAGGUGGGCCGCUAUGAACUGCAUCCUCACCACAUGUUCGACUUUUCAGCGAGCAAGACCCGGCAGAGCAUCGAGAAGAGCCUCAAGCUGUUGCAGCUGGACUAUGUUGACAUUUUGCAGGUGCACGAUGUGGAGUUUGCUCCAGAUUCGGAAAUGGUAAUAAACGAGACCCUGCCUGUGGUUAAGGAGGCGGCAGAGGCGGGCAAGGCACGGUUCAUUGGGAUCACAGGCUACCCUGUGUCUGCACUGAAGGACAUCAUCACCAGGAGUAAGGACAUCAGGAUCAGCACAGUCCUCUCCUACUGCCGAGACACCCUCGUCGACAGCACUCUCCAGGAGUACAUGCCCUUCUUCAAGAGCCAGGGUGUGGAGCUGGGUAAGCUCGCUGUAUACCACGCGCUGACGCGCGAGGGCCAGGCGACGCACAUCGUAGGGGCCAACUGCAGGGAGGUGCUGCACUUGAACCUGAGGACACUGCGAGAGGUGCGAGAGGGACUCACCGAGGCAGAGCGACAGGUGCUGGAGCACGUCAAGGACAGGUUCUUUGCCGAUUUGAAGGUGAGGCACUGGGAAGGCAAGGAACUACGAGAGAGGGCGGAAAAUGAAAAACUAGAAGGCAAGUCCUGA
Schistocerca serialis cubense is the source of this 1104-nucleotide messenger RNA. RefSeq lists its product as uncharacterized. Bases 1 to 1104 code for a protein of 367 amino acids. Gene Ontology annotation, molecular function: oxidoreductase activity. The record is from RefSeq and is a predicted model, not a curated record. The transcript has 7 exons. NCBI's taxonomy places the organism in Eukaryota, Metazoa, Arthropoda, Insecta, Orthoptera, Acrididae. Gene Ontology annotation, cellular component: cytosol.